AGACCUCACUGAACCGUCAGCUAUGGACGCCAUCAUUCGCUGCCCAUUCCUGUCCCGCGUCCCGCAGACGUUCCUCCAGCAAGCCAGGAAGUCUCUGGUGGCGUAUGCGGUGAAGUGUCCUGUGAUGAUGGAUCUGGCCUCCAGACCCCUGCUGCGCCCGCUCUGCUCCUCUAGCGCCAGCUUCCAGAAGGUGGAAGACUCCUCUGCGGCCGGACAUGAAGCCAGUGAUGCUCCUGCAGUGCCCGCUGGUCACCCUGCUCCUGCAGCCGGGCAUGCCUCCGCCUCUAAAUGCCCGUUUCUGGCAGCAGAGAUGAGCCAGAAGAACAGCGGUGUGGUCCGGCAGGCCAGCAUGGCUCUCCAGGAGGAUGUUUCUGAAGUUCGCACCGUGCAGAAAGACGUCUCUGCAUCGGCGCUCACUCCUCUGAAGGACGGCAUGAAUGGAGGAAACCUGAUGAAGAAGCUGAUGAAGCAGCGUCCCGCUCACGUCUCUCACCUGCUGCAGGACAACAUGCCCAAAAAUGUGUCCAGCUUUCGUUAUGAUGAGUUCUUUGAGAAGAAGAUCGAGGAGAAGAAGAGCGAUCAUACGUACCGCGUCUUUAAAACGGUGAACCGCAGAGCCACAGAGUUCCCCAUGGCGGACGACUACACCGAGUCUUUAUCCUUCAAGAGGAACGUGUCUGUGUGGUGCAGUAAUGACUAUCUGGGCAUGAGCCGCCACCCGCGCGUCGUCCAGACCAUCAUGGACACUUUAGGAAAGCAUGGCUCUGGAGCCGGAGGGACCAGGAAUAUUUCGGGCACCAGUAAGUUUCAUGUGGAUCUGGAGCACGAGCUGGCGGAUCUCCACGGGAAAGACGCCGCUCUGCUCUUCACCUCCUGCUUUGUGGCUAAUGACUCUACGCUCUUCACCCUCGCCAAGAUGAUGCCGGGUUGUGAGAUCUAUUCAGACGCAGGCAAUCACGCCUCAAUGAUUCAGGGCAUCAGGAACAGCGGCGCCAAGAAGUUUAUCUUCCGUCACAACGACGCCAAACAUCUACGAGAGCUUCUGGAGAAAUCCGAUCCGUCCACUCCCAAGAUUGUGGCCUUUGAGACGGUGCACUCCAUGGACGGCGCAGUGUGUCCACUGGAGCAGCUGUGUGAUGUGGCUCAUGAGUUCGGCGCGGUCACCUUCGUGGAUGAGGUGCAUGCGGUGGGUCUGUACGGGCCCCGCGGUGGCGGCAUCGGCGAUCGGGACUCGGUCAUGCACAAGAUGGACAUCAUCUCGGGCACUCUGGGCAAGGCGUUCGGCUGUGUGGGCGGGUACAUCGCCAGCACACACGCGCUGGUGGACACGGUGCGCUCGUACGCGGCCGGCUUCAUCUUCACCACGUCUCUGCCGCCGAUGCUGCUGUCGGGCGCGCGUCAGUCUGUGCAGAUCCUGAAGAGCGAAGAGGGACGAACGCUGCGCAGGAAACACCAGCGCAACGUCACACUGCUGCGCCAGAUGCUGAUGGACAGCGGCCUGCCCGUCAUACACUGCCCCAGCCACAUCAUCCCCGUGCGGGUUGCGGAUGCGGAGAAGAACACGGAGGUGUGUGACAUCAUGAUGAGCCGCUACAACAUCUACGUUCAGGCCAUCAACUACCCGACGGUGGCGCGAGGAGAAGAGCUGCUGCGCAUCGCCCCGACACCACACCACACACCCCAGAUGAUGAAAUACUUUGUGGACAAGCUGACGCAGACGUGGACAGAGGUGGGUCUGCCGCUGAAGCCUCACUCCUCCGCCGAGUGUAACUUCUGCCGUCAGCCGCUGCACUUCGAGAUCAUGAGCGAGAGGGAGAAAUCCUACUUCAGCGGCCUCAGCCAGCCCAUAUCGGCCUGCGGAUAACACACACACACACACACAGCGCUCUGUGUGCUCUUAAUCUACAGUCUGAGGUCUUUUAUAUUUAAGAUGUUUAUUGUAGGCCAGUCACAUGUCCAUUCCUGUGUGAUCAGCAUUAUGUGUCUGCUCGUCAGUUUUAAUAAACUAAUGACACACACACACACACACA
Danio rerio (zebrafish) is the source of this 2030-nucleotide messenger RNA. It is a transcript of the gene alas1, whose product is annotated as 5'-aminolevulinate synthase 1. Gene Ontology annotation, biological process: porphyrin-containing compound metabolic process; tetrapyrrole biosynthetic process. Gene Ontology annotation, cellular component: mitochondrial inner membrane; mitochondrion; mitochondrial matrix. Lineage: Eukaryota; Metazoa; Chordata; Actinopteri; Cypriniformes; Danionidae. The record is from RefSeq and is marked provisional. Gene Ontology annotation, molecular function: 5-aminolevulinate synthase activity; pyridoxal phosphate binding; transferase activity.